Molecule: messenger RNA, 3102 nt
Organism: Centruroides sculpturatus (bark scorpion)
Lineage: Eukaryota; Metazoa; Arthropoda; Arachnida; Scorpiones; Buthidae
Product: SAM and SH3 domain-containing protein 1-like
Exons: 4
Coding region: 8-1561 (517 amino acids)
Molecular function (GO): protein binding
Source: RefSeq, a predicted model, not a curated record
GGAUUAUAUGAAUGUUUUUGUAUUGAAUGGAUAUGAAGAUCUAGAUACAUUAAAAGAAAUUGAAAAAGAAGAUUUGGAUAGUUUAGGAAUUCAUAAUCCUGAUCAUUCUCAUAAAUUAUUAAGAGCAAUUGAAUUGUUGCAAGAUUAUGACGGAGAUGCACAAACACAAGAAGGAGAAUAUCAAGAAGAGAAUCAAAAAUCAUCACCUAGAGAUUCUGGCUGUUAUGCAAGUAAUGAAAAUCUCAUACAUAAGGAAACUGCUCUUUCUCAGAAUUGGCUUACAACAGCCGAAAAUGAAGACAAUGAAGUCAGCCAGUCAGAAAGUGGAAUCCAGUCUAGUGAAGGCCCAGAAUCUGGAGCAACAAUUAAUAACUUAGAUACUAACAGUAUUUCGGGAGAAUAUAAUUCGUCUUCAUUUCUGACAUCUAACGAAACACCUAGUUCUAAUGAACAGAAUGUUGAAGGAAAUUUACCAGUUACCAAUUACAAUAUUCCUCCGCACUUUUCUUUCGAUGCGCCGGCAACGGCUGGUUACGAACAAGAAGUCAACGUGCCGACUCGCAAUCAAGACAGUAUUACGUGCUUGGAAAGAGAGAAAAUUUAUGACAAGAGACAUUCGUCUAGGUCUGCGGGUCCUUCAGUAACUUUUGGUUCGGGUAAAAGCUCUGAUUCGGCCUUUUCGGAUUAUUCGAAAAUGAAUGGCAGAAGCGAGCGAGUCUUAAGUGAGCCCAAUUGUAAAGUUUCUCAUUUACUGUCUUCACAUUCGCCCAUAGCCAACAGUAUUUUACAUUCUCGUAUCGAGAGUAACGAAAACUACAGAGAUAUAUAUUGCAGUCACACAAAAAAUUCCAUUAUUUAUUCCCGCCAGACUUCGGAAAACCAUCCCAUAGACAUUUUUAGUAAAAACUCUAAGUCUGCCUCGUUACCUCGUAAUAAAUCUCAAAACAGUGACAGUGGCAAUAAUACAUCUGUACAAAAGCAUAGUUUUUUUGAAAGUAAGAAGUCUAAGAAAUCAAAUCAGAGGAAAGCAAGUCUACAACCAGUUGCAAGGAAUCCAUGUCCUCUACCAUUGUCUAUUUUAUUAGCAGUUACAGAUAAACUUGAAGAAGAAUGCAUUGAUCUUUGUGAAGAGCCAUAUACAGAUAAGAUGGGAUUUUGUGGAAUUCCUCCUGCUCUGGUACAGAGGUAUGCAGAAGAACUGCAUCAAGAUGUGUAUGACAUAGCACAAGCUCUAGACCAAACCCGUAUAAAUGCUUUACAAAUGAGAGGACACAGAGCAGUGCCGAAUGAUUUCCUUGGAGAUUCCUGUCUAGAUCCCAUGUUAGAAGCAAAUUACGGCAGUGUGACGGACUGGUUGGUGUCCCUGGGACUUCCUAUGUAUGAUAAUUUAUUAAAAUUAGCUGGUUUCAAUCAUUUAAAUCAAGUCGCAGCAAUACGAACCACCGACUUACAAGACUGUGGUAUAACUAACGUGCAGCAUAUCCGCCUGUUAACUUCGGCCAUCAGUGUUCUUCAUUUGCAUACCAAUCCUAGCGAACAAAGGUACAAUAGUUCGGAGUGAACAUCGCUCCAGAUGGCCAAUAAUUUUUCUGUCUCUGAAUACUGUGAUUCAAGCGAAAUUUGGUUUAUUGAAACGGAAUCAGAAUGCAAUCACUCUAAUCACAAUGGGCAUUGAUAAUUUACGUUAGAAUCUUAAUUUGCAAUUUGAAGACGAUUGUUUCCGAGGGUUCACGGUACGGACAAGAGGUAAGGAAAAUUCUUCCGUUCACGUCCGAUGUAAUAAAGUGCCUGCAUCGCGCAUUAAAUUUUAUAUAUACUAAAAUAAUAUCUGAUUAAGGAUAUAACUGUAAUCAUUCCAAUCCAUUAUUUUGAGAUUAUAAUAUAUCAGCAUACAUAUCACUGUCUAAAGCAUUACGUGUGUGUGGAUGGAAAACAUUAAUGAUUUUGACACUACUGUUUCUUAAUACCAAAAAUUAAAAUAAGAGAUCAGUUCCUUUAUUUCUAAUUUAUUGCACAAAAUUUUUUUUUAUCCUCUCUCAUUUUUAAUCACCCAACAGAGAUUGCUGAAACAAUGGCAAGUGGGUGACAAAUCUAAUUUAAAUAUUUAUGCAUAUGGAAUUUGUUUGUCUCGUGUGCAUUAUGUAUUUAUUUUUAAAAAAAUUGUACACAAAAUUUAUUAUCCAUUUCUAUGUAAAUUUAUAUUUUGAGUUUAAUAAUUUAUAUACAUAUAUAUAAAAAGCCAACUAUCGCCAGCAGAAAUCAAUUUUUAAAAUAUUUAUCAAUGAAAGAGGGCAUAUCAUAAAGAUUACAUGUGUUUAUUAUACGCUCAAGGAAAUAAAAUGUGAUAUAAUUUGAAAUAAUAUAUCAAAAAAUUUGCACAUAUCGAAAUUUGUUUAUUUAAAAAUAGAAUUUGUAGCACGAUGCAAAAUGAUUUCUUUUUUAUCAAAAUAUCAGAGAAUGAAAUAUUCAAAUAACGGCAAAAUUUGUUUAAAUAAAAACGUCCUGGACGAGCAUUUAUCGGUACAUAAAUUCUGUUAUCUGGCAGUUAGAGAAUGUUGUGAUUUGUGUGUUAGACCAAUAAAGUUAAGUGUAAGAAUGUUUAAAUGGCAUCGAAUAACUUUUGUGGUCGAGACUUCCGACUCGACAAAUAUUAUCUAGUCAACUGUCCGGGUUGCGAGCUUAGUUCACUUUAUUCAUGAUGAGUAAGUCUGUCACAAUUUAUUUUAAUAGACAUCCGCAUGAGGAUAUCAGAUUUGGAUGCAGCCAACACCAAAAAAAAAACUCAUAAUAAUAAAAGAUUGUCCAAAAUAUAUUGAUAAGGUCAAAGUUUAAAACCAAAAACAAACUAUAUUGCCACUUUUUGCUACUUAAUGGUAUAGAAAUGAAAUGCUGGCCUUAUAUUUGAUGAGACUAAUCUCUUGUAUAUUGCCAAAUAAGGUAUGACUUUUUAAUAACUGAAUUUUGCACAUCAGUAGCCUCUUUGUAAUAAGGUACAUUGUUUUUACUGUAAAUAUCUGCUUCCUGCGUACUUAACUGAUGAUGCAGUUAUGUACCAAAAUUUGUUUUCAGUUAAAUCAUGCCAAUAGUUUUAUGUACAUGUAC